AUGGUGGAGAAAUCACGAGGACAGGGUCACUUCGAGGGCCACUUCUUUUGCCCUAAGACAGACACCAACAGUUUUAUACACAGAAAACAAUUCAUUCUACUGACAGUCUCACUCCUGUUGCAUCGUGCUGUCCCAGCCUCCAUAUCUCACCGCGUUCUGCCUUCUCCUUUCCAGGAAGCCCAAUGUGCGUACACACUCUUCGUUAUUGGCAUACUUUGGCUCACGGAAGCUCUGCCUCUGUCGGUCACUGCUUUGCUGCCGGCCUUAAUGUUCCCCUUGUUUGGGAUCAUGCCCUCGAAAAAGGUGGCCUCUGCCUAUUUCAAAGAUUUUCACCUACUGUUAAUUGGAGUUAUCUGUUUAGCAACAUCCAUUGAGAAAUGGAAUUUGCACAAAAGAAUUGCCCUGAGAAUGGUGAUGAUGGUGGGUGUGGAUCCAGCAUGGCUCACGCUGGGUUUCAUGAGCAGCACGGCCUUCCUGUCUAUGUGGCUCAGCAACACCUCUACCGCCGCCAUGGUGAUGCCCAUCGUAGAGGCGGUGGCACAGCAGAUCAUCAAAGCGGAGGCCGAGGUCGAGGCCACUCAGAUGACUUACUUCAAUGGCGUGAUCAACCAUGGACUGGAAACCGAUGAAAGUGUUACUGGACAGGAAACAAAUGAAAAGACAGAGAAAACAAAACCAGUUCCAGGAUACUGUACUGAUGCAGGGAAAAAUUCAAGCAAGCUGGAAUUGGAAAAGGUCUCAGCUGCAGGAACCAGAUACAGAACGAAGAGGGACCACAUGCUGUGCAAACUGAUGUGCUUAUGCAUCGCUUACUCCUCCACCAUCGGCGGCCUGACCACCAUCACCGGCACCUCCACCAACCUGAUCUUCGCGGAGCAUUUCAAUACGCGCUAUCCAGAUUGCCAGUGCAUCAACUUUGGAUCCUGGUUUAUAUUUUCCUUCCCAGUUGCGAUUAUUAUGCUCAUCCUGUCUUGGAUCUGGCUUCAGUGGCUUUACCUAGGAUUCAAUUUAAAGGAGAUGUUCAAGUGUGGCAAAACGAAAACUGUCAGAGAAAAAGCUUGUGCCGAAGUGAUUAAACAAGAAUAUAGGAAACUCGGGCCCAUGAGGUAUCAAGAAAUUGUGACCCUGAUCCUCUUCACUGCGAUGGCUCUGCUGUGGUUCAGCCGAGACCCUGGGUUCGCUUCGGGCUGGUCUAAGCUUUUCUCAGGGUACCAAGGGUUUGUUACAGAUUCCACAGUUGCCUUAGUUGUGGGACUCUUGUUUUUCAUUAUCCCAGCUAAGAAAUUGACGAAAACCGCACCCACGGGAGAAAUAGUUGCUUUUGAUUACUCUCCACUGAUUACUUGGAAAGAAUUCCAGUCAUUCAUGCCCUGGGACAUAGCCAUUCUUGUUGGUGGAGGAUUUGCCCUGGCAGAUGGCUGUGAGGAAUCAGGACUCUCUGCGUGGAUAGGAAAUCAAUUAUCUCCUCUUGGUUCCUUACCUGUAUGGCUAAUAAUUCUGAUAUCUUCUUUGAUGGUCACGUCUCUCACAGAGGUGGCUAGCAAUCCAGCUACCAUUACCCUCCUCCUCCCAAUAUUGUCUCCACUGGCUGAAGGCAUUCAGGUGAAUCCUCUUUAUAUUUUGAUACCUUCAACUCUGUGUACUUCAUUUGCAUUCCUCCUGCCGGUAGCAAAUCCAUCCAAUGCUAUUGUUUUUUCAUACGGUCAUCUGAAAACCAUUGAUAUGGUUAAAGCUGGACUUGGUGUGAACAUCGUGGGUGUUGCUGUGGUGAUGCUUGGCAUGUUCACCUGGAUUGUGCCUAUGUUUGACCUCCACACUUAUCCUUCUUGGGCACCUGCAUUAGGCAACCAGACUAUUAUGCCAUGA
Molecule: messenger RNA, 1866 nt
Organism: Elephantulus edwardii (Cape elephant shrew)
Lineage: Eukaryota; Metazoa; Chordata; Mammalia; Macroscelidea; Macroscelididae
Gene: SLC13A1
Product: solute carrier family 13 (sodium/sulfate symporter), member 1
Exons: 16
Coding region: 1-1866 (621 amino acids)
Biological process (GO): monoatomic anion transmembrane transport
Cellular component (GO): membrane
Molecular function (GO): sodium:sulfate symporter activity
Source: RefSeq, a predicted model, not a curated record